Molecule: messenger RNA, 5232 nt
Organism: Chilo suppressalis (striped riceborer)
Lineage: Eukaryota; Metazoa; Arthropoda; Insecta; Lepidoptera; Crambidae
Source: the annotation of a GenBank genome assembly
AUUUCUUCUGGUAACACCGCAUGCUUCAGUUAAAUGUCAAAAUAUUCGAUCAGUUUGUUGAAGAGAUUGGAAACCUAAAUUUACAAAUAAAAUAAUUAAUGAGCCAGUUUACAUAAAACUUCAGUGCAUAUUCGAUCUUUGUCCGUAGUGGAACUAAUAAAUAGUGAUAAUUAUCUUCCAAGUGUUCUAAUAGUGCAAAUGUAUUUCUCUUACGCGUAACUUAGAUUUUACAACAAUGGAUUCGAAUAUUAUAAAUUGGAAUAACAAAGAAGUGGCCGAGUUGUUGCACAAAGAAAAUAUAUCAACCUGUGCCAUCGAAAUUUGCAAGCUUCAUGACAUCGAUGGACAAUGUCUACUUUCUUUCGUAGAUCGUGAUUUCUAUGAAUAUCCAUUCGAUCAGCUGAAACUAGGCGACAGGAAACGUUUCAUAUUACUCGUGAAAAAGAUACAAAGAAAUAAUCGUAGUGCUAUGUGUGAACUUGGUUUAUGUGAAGAUCAGUUUCUUGCUAAUGCAUCAACAAAUAUAAAUUUCCUUGGUACUAAUUUGUCACAUUUAAGUUACAAUCUUCAUAACAAAAUGCCACAAGAGUUUUGUUAUAGUCACAAUCGAGAAUUUAUUUCCAAUUUCACACCUGAUGUGAAAGCUUCGAAGUUGAAACCAGAGGUGUGGAAAACAGCCAUAGCAUUAGGUUAUUUGUUCUUAGUAACAUGGGUGACAGCGGUUGUGAUGGUGAUUGUGCACGACAAAGUGCCUGACAUGAAGAAAUAUCCACCGCUUCCAGACUUGUUCCUCGACAAUGUUCCACACAUUCCCUGGGCAUUCGACAUGUGUGAAAUCACAGGCUCUCUCCUGAUGGCAAUAUGGCUUGCUGUCUUAUUCUUUCACAAACAUAGGUUCAUAAUAUUAAGGCGAUUCUUCGCGUUGGCUGGCACUGUGUUCCUGCUGCGCUGCUUCACGAUGCUGAUAACGUCGCUAUCAGUGCCGGGCUCCCACUUGAAGUGUGAGCCACGUUCUUACCCGCCCGCUGACGACCUCACGGUGUGGGGCCGGCGGCUGAAGCAAGCGUAUGACAUAUGGAGCGGCGCCGGCAUGUCUGUGCGGGGCGUACGCACGUGUGGCGACUACAUGUUCUCGGGGCAUACAGUUGCUCUCACUCUACUCAACUUCUUUAUCACCGAAUAUACCUCCCGCAACCUGUACCUACUGCACAUCCUCACGUGGGUGAUGAACAUGUUCGGCAUCUUCUUCAUCCUAGCGGCGCACGAGCACUACUCCAUCGACGUGUUCAUCGCCUUCUACAUCACCUCCCGGCUUUUCCUCUACUACCACACGUUGUCCAACAACCAGGCGCUCAUGCAGAACGACUCUUCAAGGACAAGGAUAUGGUUCCCGCUGUUGUCAUUCUUCGAAUCGGAGGUGGACGGGAUCGUUCCCAACGAGUACGAGGGCCCCGUGACUAUACUGGCCAACCUGAAGCAGUGGUGCAUGCAGCUCGUCUCAGACGUCAAACAAUCCUCCGUGGCCAAGAUAGCUGGGACCAAGCUCCAGGAGGGCGCAGCUAUGGGCGAAUACUCCGUCGUCCGACUCGUAGAUGGCAUCAAAAAGAACCUCAGUUUAGUCGAAGAGUACAGAAAUACUAAUCAGAGAUUGGUCACGCUCGACAAAAACAUUCAAGCCGGCAUACUCGACGAACAAAUGGAGACCGACUUGCGCCACAGAAACGUAGCUGGGGAAUCGCUUCUUAAAGAUUUAAGAACAGGAGAAACAAUGCUUAGAGAUUUAAGUAAUCCACCCUCACCGUCUAUAAAGAAAAAUAUAUGAAAAUACUAUGUUAUAUAGAUUUCGAGGCUAUUUUAAAGAAAACAAAAGAAAAUCGAUCAUUGUAGUUGUAUUUGUACAAUGAAAUUAGAUACCUGAUGUUUUACAUUUCCAUUAUAGAUUUUAUAAAGUGUUAUUCCAUAAUUAUUUAUUUUAAUAAGUAAGCUAAAAUUAAAAAAAAAUAUUAAGGAGAUUUAUUUGCUCAAAUAUAAUCAGACACAAGACCUUGCCUAUAUGUUAUUUUAUUAUUCCUUGGGUUAUAUCAAUUAUCACUCGAAAAGGCAGGUGCUGCCUACUGGGAGUCCUCUUUAGCAUGCAAAUCUAUAAAUUCUGCCAAAGGCGAUGCUGUGAUGCUGGGGCAACACUAACGGGAAAUGCUGUUAAUUAUCGUGAUUGGUACACACUCCGGCGCGGCUCGCAUGCCUGCAGUGUAUUAACUUAGCUCUUUGCGACCACUAGCACAUUCCUCAGAGUUCUUAGUUAGCGUGGCCCCAACAUGAAAUGUAGAAAAAUGCACUGAACCAGACUUGUUAUACCUUCUACCCAAACACACGAUUAAACAUGCCUACCAAAUCAAUGAUGAGCUCAGCUUUGGAUAAUUAAUUUUUGUUGGAUUCCAAAGUUACAUAACUUGCCUCUACAAACUAAAUUGAACGCGCCAACCGCUGGUUGGCACCUAGUUGAUAACUAGGAAAGGGAUCAUCAACGUAUAAAAUCGAGCCGUUCAGUAUUCUUUGUAUAAAACUCCCAACUGCAAUGAACAAUUAAAACCAUAAUGUAAAUUGUCUCGCCUCGGGACAAGCUCCCGAACCGCGGUGUGAUGCGUGGUCACUCUCCGCACCCUAGCUUACGUCUCUACAUCCACGCCCCUCCCGUGGCCUCAUAUUCAAAUUCAAACUAAUUGAACUGGUGCCGCCUAGCCAUCAAAUAGCGGUCUGCAAGCCGUAAGCGCGCGGCGUUAGGUACCUUUAUUUCUGUCUGGAAAAUGCAUUAAAUACUUCGAAUCAUUCGCCAACUGGGAGCCAAACGCAGGUAUCUGCGGACUUCUCCCUACUCAUUUCACCCAGCCCUGAGACUCUAUGAAAUGAGCAGGGCCCUACCCAGUAACAACCUGACAAUACUCCAGCACCGAUCACCCGGAGCCUCGGGACUGCGAGUGUAGUUUUGGCACUCGAAUUCCUGGCCGCACACCAGUAUAGUGAUUGUCCGUGGUGUCGGGGUGGGUCCCCGAUGAAAUGCGAGCGGUUUCACUAGUCGUAGCCGAGUCGAAAUGCUGGAUCUGAUUUACAUAGUUAAAAGUUACAUACUUGUAUUAGAAGGAUCCCUGUUUGAUGGCAAGCCGAAAAGCGAAUCGGUCUAGACUAGAUCCGCUUCCGGGUUGAAUGUGUGCUAUGACCUUAGAGCUCCUCAAACGAAAUCCCCAAAAAAGUUCCUGUUAAAAAAAUACUUUGAAUUGGCAACUAAACAUUUUUCUAUUAAUUUCGUUAAUCAUUUUCAAAGGAGAGUACCUACUUUCUAGCAAUUAUAACCAUUACGACACAAGUUGUAAAAUAGGGCACAGGAUGAAAUAGGAAACUCUUGUAUUGGUGUGUCCGCCGCCGGUCUGGGUAAGUAAGGAAAUAAAAGACUGUCAAUUUUGAAAUAUUUUAUAUAAUUCGUAUGAAAAUUAGUUAAAAAAUGUCUUUAAAAAUAACAUAAAACUGUCAUGAAAAACCCCAUUUUUAUUUCAUUACAACCAAAACAAGAGGGCAUGAAUUGACUAUUUAAAAUAAAGAUGUAAAAUUGUAAACAAUGUUUUAACUUAAUUUUUCAAGUUAAUUUUAAAUAAAAUUACAUUCAAAUCAUUGAGAUUUUUUAAAUAUGUGCAAAUAGAGAUUUUCUAUGUUGUUUUAAUAAGGUAUGUUAUUAAAUAUUAAUAUAUAAAACAAUUUGAUACAUGGUACUAAAAUUAUUUCAACUGGACCAUAAGUACAGAUGCUAAUCAUGAUAUUAGCUGUACAUGCAUUGCAUAUUAGCACCUAUUAAAAUUGUGAAAAUAUUUUUAUGUAUAAUUAGAUGGCCACUUAAAAAUUUCAUAAUAAAGAACACAAUGCAGUUUUAUACAAAAUGAGAAUAAAUAAAUAUUCUUUAAAAGACUUUUAUGUAAAUAAUUAUUGACUAAUGAAUUGAUAGAUUAAUUUGUAAAAGAAUAUCAUUAAUACUUUAAAAUAAUACAAGCCUUAUGAAGGAAACACUGUUAAAUAGAAAUCUUACUCUGGAACUUCAUAUAAAAUUGAUUUAUAAAUCUAAUGAUAAUGACAUUUAAUGACAAUAGGCCACUUAGCAAACAUGAUACUUUACAUCGCACCUUUGCAACACAAGUCUCAAUAUUAUACUUCUCAGCAUUAUAUACAAUGACUAAAAGAAGCGCGAGAUGCAUUAUAAAUAACAGGACAAACUUAAUGUAUAGUGCUCACUUAGUGCUAGUAGGGCUAAAUUUGAGCUGAAAAGCAAAUAGAUGUCAGUCAGUUAUUCAGCAGCAGCAGCCUGCUCAUUCUUUAUCAGAUCCUCUGAUGGGCUUUCUUUUUUACUUUCUGGAACACUUUCUUUCUCUUCAGAUUGUUCACGGGAGCUAACUGUACCAUUCUCAUUGACAGAAACAUCUUUCUCAGGUGAACUUUCUUUGGACUUUUCUGAGGCAGCUUCCACAACUUUUUCUGGGGAUUUUUCUUUUUCUGGGGAGUUUUCUUUUUCUGUAGAAGACACUUCCUUUUCUACCGAUUUUUGUCUUUCUGGUGAAACUUCUUUCCCAGAUUCCUGUUUUGUUUCAUUUAUUUCUUCUGCCUUUGCAGGGGAUGGCUCUUUAGAACUUACUUUAUCAGUUGGAGAGGUUUCUCUUGAUGGUGUUUUGGGUUUGGUUUCACUCUCUUCCUUGGGUUCCCCUACAUCAUCUUCUCCGCUAUCCUUGCUAACUGGAGCCUUAUCACCAUCAUCGCCCUCCUUCGUCUCCUCUGCUUUAUCACCAUCAAUUUCCUUGGCAGGCGAAUUUUCUUUUGAUUUACUUUCCUCAUUUUGUUUCUCAACAUCACCAUUUAGAACCUUUGCCUGAAAGUGGUAAGAAAAUUAAUCUCAAUUGGAAAUAGUACGAAGGGUUUAUUUGAUUUGUCUGUUUGGACAUGAGUUAUAUAAAUAAUCAUUUCAGGAAUUAAUAUCAUUACAUAUCAAUAAUUUAAGACAAGUAAGUUUAAAGUAUAAUGUUUUUCUGUAGGAACUAUCAAUUUAUGUUACUACAGGAAACUAAUCCUUAAUAUCACCUAUUGAAAUCUCUGGCAUGAUUUUAUGUGUUUCAAAAUAUAAAAUGCUUGGUAAAAAGGUACGACCGCGAUACCAAAAUUUGGGGUUUUGGAGGAUGGGGGGAGGAGGGGGGGACCUCC